Messenger RNA from Phanerochaete carnosa HHB-10118-sp, 1374 nucleotides. RefSeq lists its product as uncharacterized. The coding region runs from base 12 to 539 and encodes 175 amino acids. Gene Ontology annotation, biological process: mitochondrial respiratory chain complex I assembly. Lineage: Eukaryota; Fungi; Basidiomycota; Agaricomycetes; Polyporales; Phanerochaetaceae. Gene Ontology annotation, cellular component: mitochondrial inner membrane. The record is from RefSeq and is a predicted model, not a curated record. The transcript is spliced from 3 exons.
CUCUGCCCACCAUGUUCUCCAGAUCCUCCAGGCUCGCUGUUCGUCAUAUCCGCCAACAUCCACUUGUGGCUCGACCAAGUCUGCGAGCAUUUACUGCUACGCCUACUAUUCGUACUGGCGAUUCACCGACCAAGUUUGCGAACAUCCUUGCCGGAGCGAACACACUUGCCGUACAGAUUAAGACUGUGAACUCGGAAGGCAUCCAACUCGAGGACGGGCUGAUUAUACCUUCAGCAUGCCUCUUCAUUGAAGGGAAAGUAUUUCUCUGGAAUGCGCCACCCACACCAUGGGACGAUUGGAAGCCAGAACACUUCGAGGUCUUCGAUGCAGUCAUCCCCAAGCCUGAGCUCGUGCUCUUGGGGACCGGACAGCGAGUGGUACCACCUCCCCCACACAUCCGACAAUACCUCAGCCAAAUUGGCAUUCAGAUAGAAGUCAUGGACACACGAAACGCAUGUUCAACGUACAACCUGUUGGCAGAGGAAGGCCGUCGAGUUGCUGCAGCUCUCCUUCCUCCUACGCCCCAAGCAUGGAAGUAGGCUCUUGUGAUAAGUUCACAAGAUCUAACAAGACGAGCCGACGCCCGGAAUUCGUGGGUAUCUGGAACAAAUUCAUAUCUCCUGAACGCGUGAAGAGUGGUUUGUCAUAGCUCGGGAACGUCUGUUGCUUUCCGCUUCCCCUUUCCUACGGUGUGAUCUGGUUCGUCCUCGUCGUCUUCCACCAGAGACGGCAAUGAUACUUUGACGGGCUGAAGAUUUCCUGUAUGACGUGUUGUAGGUACAAGAUGUCGUGGUAUCCAACAAUACAUUACAUAUGGACGUAUAAUCCGGAAGAAAGCACAUGCGACUUACCCUCUUCAUCCUUGAACUGGAUAAAAAGGCUUUCCCAAUUGACCAGUUGCUGCUUGAUAAUGGUGUCGUCUGGGAGCGCCUCAUACUGGCCAUUUGGCCUCCCCCGUUCCUUGUGAGCUCGCGCGAAAUCAAAGUCUUCUACACUUUCGAUUGGUGGGAUUGUCCACUCUGGCUCUUGUGGCGCACCGAACAUAUCGACGUCGCCGUCGCGAUCUCUCGAUAAAACAUCAGCUUUUAGUGCGCUCAGGGCUUCAGCUUUGAGGUCUCCUAUUGUUGUUUUCUCCGGUGUCGCGACUGUCGUGAGCACGGUCAGUUUGUGGGUCUUGAUGGUAAGAACGAACGUCUUCGGCUGGGUGCGAGGGGGCUAAGGGGAUUGUUAGCUCUAUCGAGCUUCAAGACACCCAUUGAUACGAACCAAGACCGGCAUAGUAGUUGGGUGCAGCAAACGCUAUGUGAAGGUCUGGAGUAGCAAUACGUGGUGGUUUGGGGUGAGAAGUUCCAACGCGUCGCGCGUUGAAUGGCG